AUGGCGACGCCUCUCCAGUUUGCGACGUUUACGUCGGAGAUUGAGUUGCCGUUUUACUCGGCUCUUUUUGCUUCCAAGCUUGACUAUGAUAAGCUGGAUGACUCUGCGCGAAACGUCCUGGGUCUGUAUGAGCCGAGAGUUGAGGAACCACAGGCGAGUUGCAAGAUGCAGAUUCUCGGAAACGCCUUGACCAGUCAAAACGCGCCUCUCGGCACAGCUAGAGGAGAGGGCAUCAUCAAGAAUGUCAACACCCUUGAGCAGUUCAAAACCAUGGACAAGGCUGAGAUGAUCAAAAAGGCCGGAAGACAGAUCUGGGACGCAAUUAAUGAUGGCACGAUUUAUUCCGUGCCGUCGCUCCUCUCAUCGUUUGUCAUUCUUUCAUACGCAGAUCUCAAGAAAUAUAAAUUUACGUACUGGUUCGCCUUUCCAGCCCUACAUUCGGAUCCCCAAUGGAAGCGAGCAGGACCGGUGGAACGCUUCACAGCUGACGAAAGCACUGAACUUGUCGACAAGGUCGGCACUUGGCGGUACAGUGUUGACAGCCGCCAGCAUGGCUUCUUCCUCGCGAAGAAGGUUCGGGGUCAGCAGACGCAGAACGAAGAUACAGAAGGUUCUAGUAAUCUGGAUUUCCGAUGGGAGGUAGGCUCACUGCGGAGAUUUGAGGAGGGUUUCUUUACCGAUAUUCCUGAUGAGGAUCGCUACAUCGCCUUCGCUGAUCCAUCGACGUACGCCGAAGGCCCGGGGUGGCCGCUCAGAAAUCUCCUGGUUCUCAUUCGACAACGCUUCCGAAUGUCUAGAGUCAAGAUUCUCUGCUAUAGAGAUACCUGGGCCAGAAGACACGAAGCCAGAAGCGUCGUGCUCCCCAUUGAAAUGGACGUCGUGGAUAAGAUGGAAAUGGGAGAAAUGCCCAAGGUCACAGGCUGGGAGAGAUCUCGAAACGGAAAACUUCAGGCCCAGCAAGCCAACCUCGCGGAAUACAUGGACCCAACGCGACUGGCAGACUCAUCGGUCGAUCUGAAUUUGAAGCUGAUGAAGUGGCGACUGGCACCCGAUCUCGACUUGGAUCUCAUCAAAAACACAAAGUGUCUUCUAUUGGGGGCCGGCACACUGGGAGGUUACGUCUCACGAAACUUGUUGGGCUGGGGCGUGCGAAAGAUUACAUUUGUCGACUACGGAAGGGUUUCAUAUUCGAAUCCUGUGCGACAACCUCUGUUCGAAUUCAGUGAUUGCACAGACGGCGGACAGCCAAAAGCAGAAGCGGCAGCAGCUAUGCUGAAGCGCAUCUAUCCUGGAGUUGAAAGCGAGGGACAUUCACUAUCUGUUCCUAUGCUCGGCCACCCUUUUACCGAUGAAGCCAAGACCAAAGCUGACCUGGAAAAGCUAGAAGGCUUGAUUGAAGAUCACGACGUUGUCUUCUUGUUAAUGGAUACUCGUGAGUCUCGCUGGCUACCGACCGUUAUUGGCAAGGCACGCGGAAAGAUUGUCAUGAAUGCGGCCCUCGGAUUCGACUCAUACGUUGUCAUGCGCCACGGAGCAGAGACCAAGGAGGAGGGACAGGCAUCGCUGGGCUGCUACUUUUGCAACGACGUCGUUGCUCCAGCUGAUUCCAUGAAAGAUCAAACUCUCGAUCAACAAUGCACAGUCACCCGUCCCGGCGUCGCAGCCAUCGCAUCCGCCCUCCUAGUCGAACUCCUCACCAGUCUCCUGCAGCACCCUCUCCGUCACAAAGCACCAGCGCCGCAACACUCACCAGGAAACAUUCCCGAGCGUGAUCCCCCCGAACACCCGCUGGGUCUGGUCCCCCACCAAAUCCGCGGCUACGUAUCUACCUUUCAAAACAUCAACAUCCGGGGCCAAUCGUACGAUUGUUGCAGCGCAUGUAGUCCCAAAGUGUUGGGUGCGUACCGCACAGACGGAUGGGGUUUCGUCAAGAAGGCAUUGCAGGAGAAGGAUUAUGUUGCUGAGCUGUCUGGGUUGGCGGAGGUGCAGAGACGUGCGGAGGAGAUGGCUGCGAAUGUGGACUGGGAGGAAGAGGACGAUGAUCUUGUGGAAGACGGGGAGGGAGAGCUGCUCUGA
Pochonia chlamydosporia 170 is the source of this 2076-nucleotide messenger RNA. RefSeq names its product autophagy ubiquitin-activating enzyme ApgG. The record is from RefSeq and is a predicted model, not a curated record. Lineage: Eukaryota; Fungi; Ascomycota; Sordariomycetes; Hypocreales; Clavicipitaceae. Gene Ontology annotation, cellular component: phagophore assembly site; cytoplasm. The transcript is spliced from 4 exons. Gene Ontology annotation, biological process: autophagosome assembly; autophagy of mitochondrion; C-terminal protein lipidation. Gene Ontology annotation, molecular function: Atg12 activating enzyme activity; Atg8 activating enzyme activity. The coding region runs from base 1 to 2076 and encodes 691 amino acids.